Cicer arietinum (chickpea) is the source of this 2646-nucleotide messenger RNA. RefSeq lists its product as uncharacterized. Gene Ontology annotation, molecular function: catalytic activity. The record is from RefSeq and is a predicted model, not a curated record. NCBI's taxonomy places the organism in Eukaryota, Viridiplantae, Streptophyta, Magnoliopsida, Fabales, Fabaceae.
CAGAAAGGAGAGAAUAGAAAGGGAAGAGAAGAGAAGAGAAGAGAAGAGAAGAGGAGAAAGAAAGCAUUCAAAACGAACGUUUGAAGAAAACAAAAAAUCACAGACAACGCUUUUCUUCUCACCGGAACCCUAACAAAUCUCCGGCAACCACCGCCGUCUAUGGCGUUCUUCUCCACUACCAUUACACAAUCUCUCCGGCUACUCUGAACAUCCCUUCUCAUUCUUCCUGUCGCCGGAAAUGGCCAAUGAACCACCGUCCGAGAACCUUACGUCGUUCUCGGUAACGGUUUCGGUUAAUCAUCGAAUAAUAAUAACUAAUUAAGUAAUCUGUUGAGGCGAUCGUAACUAACCGCCCGUCAAUCGCGGAAAGGUUGUUAGGGCGGUUAUGGCGAAGGGAGGACAAUGCUUGUUCGAGAAGCUUCGGAGGUUUAUUCGAACGGUUUUCUUUGUUGUUGCAUUGGUGGUUUCGCUGAUUGUUACGUCGCUUCCGGUGGUUGUUGCGGUGGUUGAUGUUCUUGUACCAUGCGUUUUGAUCUCGAAUUUUACUUGUGUUAAGUGCUAUGGUUUGAAGGAGCAUUUUCGCCGUUACUCUUUCAAGAGUUCUUUGAUUGAUAUUCCUCUUGUUUCAGUCAUAAGAUCUUUCGUCAUUAUAUGUGUUUAUUCUAUUUGUGAUGGCCCUGCUCUUUCACAUGGUCCUUACCUUGGAACUGUCACUCUGUGUUCCUUUUCCUCAAUUGUUCUCCUUUCGGUCAAAGCUUGUGUUUUCACUGUAAAUUCCCAGAUUGAAGCUGAAGCUUCAGUAGCUUCUCUAAAAAGACAGAGACUUCAUUUGAAGAAGUCAUGGGGAAUGCCGGUGUUGUUCCUUUCGUCGGUUGUGUUUGCUCUUGGCCAUACUGUUGCUGCUUAUAGAACCAGCUGCAGAGCAAGGAGAAAGCUCUUGUUUCAUCGCGUUGACCCCGAAUCUGUCCUAUCGUGCAAAAGUGUUUUCUCUGGCUAUUCAAAGGUCCCUCGUUCUCCUACUCCUUCUGGUGGGAGAACCCCAAAAAGUGACGGUGAAAUGAGGCGGAGACCUUUUGGGACUGCUCGUGACGAAGAAUUGCAGGCCAGAUUACUCGCAGACUCAGACAGCUCAUUCAUUACAUGCCAAGGAAUUACUCUUCAUUACAAGCUCAACUUACCUGGUUCACCUCCACAUACUUUGGCCUCAACAUCCUGUGUUGAAUUGAAUUCUAGUUGCAGCAUUUCAUCAGUGUCUGUUGGGUUGGAGAAAGUGGAUACACAUUGGAUAGAUAUGUCUCCGAAGAUAGAGACGCAUCUAUACAGAAGCUAUAGCAAUCAACUCAAUGGAUCAUCUCUGUAUGCUCCUCUAUUAGAUAGUACUGCAACCUCUGUUUUUUCUGAAGGUGUCCCUAUUUUUCAUCUAAAUGGUAUUUGUGAAGAAGAUGACAGUAGUAAAUUGGGUUCUUUAUCUCUGGAACAAAGUAUUGGCCAAUUAGGUGUUGUUUUAAUACACGGGUUUGGUGGAGGAGUUUUCUCUUGGAGGCAUGUGAUGGGGUCUCUAGCACGGGAGAUUAAUUGCACAGUCGCCGCGUUUGAUAGGCCUGGAUGGGGAUUAAGUGCAAGGCCGCGUCGGGAAGACUGGGAAAAAAAGGAGUUGCCUAAUCCUUAUAAGCUUGAAAGUCAGAUUGACCUGCUUUUAUCAUUCUGUUCUGAGAUUGGAUUUUCUUCAGUGGUGUUGAUUGGUCAUGAUGACGGAGGACUGCUUGCUCUUAUGGCUGCACAAAGAGUUCAAAAAUCAAGUAAUUAUUGUAAUGUUACUAUAAAAGGGGUUGUAUUGCUAAAUGUUAGCUUGUCAAGGGAAGUGGUUCCAUCCUUUGCAAGAAUCCUCCUGCAUACCUCACUUGGAAAGAAGCAUUUGGUGCGUCCUCUACUAAGGAUGGAAAUCACUCAAGUUGUAAAUCGGCGUGCUUGGUAUGAUGCUACCAAAUUGACUACAGAAGUUUUGAAUCUCUACAAGGCUCCAUUAUCUGUUGAAGGAUGGGAUGAAGCUGUUCAUGAGAUUGGUAAAUUGUCAUCUGAAACCAUCCUUUCAGCGAAAAAUGCAGAAUCAUUGCUACUAGCUGUAGAAGACAUUCCGGUGUUAGUUAUUGCAGGUGCUGAAGAUUCCCUUGUCUCCUUAAAAUCUUGUCAAGCUAUGGCCUCAAAACUUGAAAAUUCUAGACUAGUUGCAAUAUCUGGAUGUGGCCAUUUACCUCAUGAAGAAUGUCCAAAGGCAUUGCUUGCAGCUAUAUCACCUUUCAUUAGUAGACUCAUGUCUGCAUCGGGCUCGCAAAGCCAAUAAGUUUUAAUUAUUUUAAUGAUUUUACAUAGGGUUUUUAUUAGGGAUCUUCAUUUUCCCCCCUUUUUUUUUAACUCUACGAGAAAGAGACUAAAGAGUCAUCUUUUCUCUGGGGGUGUUUUUGACAUCUUAGUUUUUAGGGGUUUUGAUCUGUGUAUUUUCUCCACCUUUUCUGCCUUAGUUGUCAAUAUUAUGUUCGUUUCAGCUAGAUGUCAUUUUCCAUUAACAGAAGAGAGUGGAUACAUUUGUAAAUUCAUCAUCAUCAGAUUGAGACUGAAUAUAAUGUAGCAUUGUUUAAAACAACUACA